GCUUUGGUAAGCUUUUGACAUAAUUUGCAAGCCGUAUAGAUUUUCCAUCCCCAAUCACUUUAAUUUUGCCUCUCUCCGCUCUCAGCUCUCUACUCUCUUUUGUUUCACAAUCCCUUCAAACAUAUAUACAGUUGUAAUACAUACGAUACGCAAUAAAAUAGCAAGAAAAAACGCAAUAAUAUUUAAUGGGGAGGCAGCCAUGCUGUGACAAGCUAGGAGUAAAGAGAGGGCCGUGGACGACGGAGGAAGACAAGAAGCUCAUAAAUUUUAUACUCACCAACGGCCAUUAUUGCUGGCGUGCGUUGCCGAACCUGGCCGGUCUCCGCCGCUGUGGGAAAAGCUGCCGCCUCCGAUGGACCAACUACCUCCGACCUGACUUGAAGAGAGGCCUUCUCUCUCACGAUGAAGAACAACUUGUCAUCGAUCUUCAUGCUCAUAUGGGCAAUAAGUGGUCUAAGAUAGCUUCAAGAUUACCCGGAAGAACUGAUAACGAAAUAAAAAACCAUUGGAAUACUCACAUCAAGAAAAAACUUGUCAAGAUGGGAAUCGACCCUGUGACCCAUCAAGCUCUAAACCAAGAACCUAACAACACCGAUGAUAACUCCAUGGAACCAAAGAGCAGCAGCACCAAAAACGUAGAGACAAAUGGAAUUACUAAAGAAAACGAAAGCAGCAGCACAGUUACUGGUCAAAACAGUUCCAUGGAUAGUGAAAGCCAUCUACUUAGUAACAUUUAUAAUGAUGAACAAUUGUUUAGUUACUUAUGGUCCGAUGAAACUACUAAAGCUGAGGAGACUGCUUGGAGUGAUGGUAACUAUGACAUUGGUGGAACAUUAUAUCCUGAUAGUAAUAUUUCCGGCGGAGGAGCAGAUUUUCCAAUAUGGCCACCGCAAAUAAACAAGGGAAAGAAUUGGACGUUUCAGGAUUCUUGCCAAGACUUUGGUGUUCAUGAUUUUGGGUUUUGACUUUUCACCAUGACAUAGGAAAAUGUCACAGGCAUUAAGUAGUACAUGUUUUAUGCAUACCUGGCUAGCACAUACAUAUAUGUUCACUAUAUAUAUUCAACUAUUAUUAAUUAGGGUUAUGGUGUACGUAGGGGUUCGUUAAAGUCAAGAAAAGAUAAGUUUAACUCUUCCUGUUUUGUAAAGUUGAUUAUUCAGAUGUUCACAAUUAUCAAGAAAUUUGUAUGAAUCCAACGUGAAUGCAUGUUUUUCUAUUUUGUUUUUAUCAUUAUAGUAUAAAUUUGUAUGCAUCUACUGAAUAAGA
Molecule: messenger RNA, 1266 nt
Organism: Raphanus sativus (radish)
Lineage: Eukaryota; Viridiplantae; Streptophyta; Magnoliopsida; Brassicales; Brassicaceae
Product: MYB-like transcription factor ODO1
Exons: 2
Coding region: 186-965 (259 amino acids)
Source: RefSeq, a predicted model, not a curated record